CACCCGAGUCCUAGGGACCCGCGAGCCGCGCCCCUCUGCUCGGACUCGCCGGACUGACCGCGAUGGCCUCGGAAGUGGUCUGCGGGCUCAUCUUCAGGCUGCUGCUCCCCAUCUGCCUGGCAGUAGCCUGUGCGUUCCGGUACAAUGGGCUCUCCUUCGUCUACCUCAUCUACCUCCUGCUCAUCCCUCUGUUCUCAGAACCAACUAAAGCCACCAUGCAAGGACACACAGGACGGCUGCUGAAGUCUCUGUGCUUCAUCAGUUUUUCCUUCCUGUUGCUGCACAUCAUAUUCCACAUCACGCUGGCGAGCCUGGAGGCACAGCACCACACUGCAGCUAGUUACAACUGUUCAACCUGGGAAAAGACAUUCCGACAGAUCGGCUUUGAAAGCUUAAAGGGAGCUGACGUGGGCAAUGGGAUCCGAGUGUUUGUGCCUGACAUCGGGAUGUUCAUCGCCAGCCUGACCAUCUGGCUUGUCUGUAGGAACAUCGUCCAGAAACCAGUGGGUGAAGAAGCAGCACAGUAUAACCCAGAGUUUGAGAAUGAAGAAUCGGCUGGAGGAGAAAAAAUCGACUCAGAAGAGGCUCUGGUCUAUGAAGAGGAUUUAGACGAAGGAGAUGGUGUUGACGGCCGCUUGGAAGAAAGCACAAAAUUAAAGCUCUUCCGCAGGCUGGCCUCCGUAGCCUCCAAGCUGAAAGAGUUUAUCGGCAACAUGAUAACCACCGCGGGGAAGGUUGUGGUGACAAUUUUACUGGGUUCAUCAGGAAUGAUGCUGCCGUCUCUGACCUCCUCCGUCUACUUCUUUGUGUUUUUGGGUCUGUGCACCUGGUGGUCCUGGUGCCGGACGUUCGACCCCUUGCUGUUCAGCUGUCUCUGUGUCCUGCUGGCAAUUUUCACAGCAGGACACCUGAUUGGUCUCUACCUGUACCAGUUUCAGUUCUUCCAAGAAGCGGUUCCCCCAGACGACUACUAUGCAAGGUUGUUUGGUAUCAAAUCGGUAAUUCAAAUAGACUGUUCCAGCACGUGGAAGAUCAUAGCAAACCCAGACCUGUCGUGGUACCACCAUGCCAACCCCAUCCUCCUGCUGGUGAUGUACUACACGCUGGCCACUCUGAUCCGCAUCUGGCUACAGGAGCCCCUUGUGCAGGACGAGAGGACCAAGGAGGAGGACAGAGCCCUGGCCUGCAGCCCAGUCCCCAUCACGGCCGAGAGAAGGAGAAGCCUGUGGUAUGCGACCCACUACCCCACAGACGAGAGAAAACUCUUGUCCAUGACUCAGGAUGACUACAAGCCAUCUGACGGCCUGCUGGUGACCGUGAACGGCAACCCCGUGGAUUACCACACCAUCCACCCCAGCCUCCCACUGGAGAACGGCCCCGCCAAGGCUGACCUGUACUCCACCCCGCAGUACCGCUGGGAGCCUCCUGAGGACUCCUCAGAAAAGAAGGAGGAAGAAGAAGAAGAGAGGGAAGAAUUCGAGGAGGAGAGGAGCCACGAGGAGAAAAGGAGCGUCAAAGUCCAUGCCAUGGUCUCUGUGUUCCAGUUUAUCAUGAAACAAAGUUACAUCUGUGCCCUUAUCGCUAUGAUGGCCUGGAGCAUCACCUACCACAGCUGGCUGACCUUCGUGCUGCUGAUUUGGUCCUGCACGCUCUGGAUGAUUCGCAACAGGAGGAAAUAUGCCAUGAUCAGCUCUCCGUUCAUGGUCAUCUACGGAAACCUGCUGCUUGUGUUACAGUACAUAUGGAGUUUUGAGCUCCCUGAAAUUAAAAAGGUCCCAGGAUUUUUAGAAAAGAAGGAGCCAGGGGAACUUGCCUCAAAGAUCCUUUUCACCAUUACUUUUUGGCUACUGCUGCGGCAGCAUCUCACAGAGCAAAAAGCUCUCCAGGAAAAGGAAGCUCUCCUGUCUGAGGUCAAGAUCGGCAGCCAGGAAGAUGAAGAAAAAGAUGAUGACCAGGAUGUGCAUGUGGAUGGGGAGGCCCCAGAGAAGGAGGACGAAGAGAUGACCAAGGAGGAGAAGCAGGAACUGGAGGAGGAGGAGGAGGAGGAGGAUGACCAGGACGUCAUGAAGGUGCUGGGGAACUUGGUGGUGGCCCUUUUCAUCAAGUACUGGAUCUAUGUCUGCGGAGGGAUGUUCUUCUUCGUCAGCUUCGAGGGAAAAAUUGUCAUGUACAAGAUCAUCUACAUGGUUCUCUUUCUGUUCUGCGUGGCCCUGUAUCAGGUGCACUAUGAAUGGUGGAGGCGGAUUCUGAAAUACUUUUGGAUGUCAGUGGUUAUCUACACUAUGCUGGUGCUUAUCUUUAUCUACACGUAUCAGUUUGAAAAUUUCCCUGGCCUGUGGCAAAACAUGACGGGAUUGAAAAAGGAAAAACUGGAGGACCUUGGCUUGAAGCAGUUCACCGUGGCUGAGCUCUUCACUCGCAUCUUCAUCCCCACCUCCUUUUUGCUGGUGUGUAUCCUGCACCUGCACUAUUUCCACGACCGGUUCCUGGAACUCACUGACCUGAAGUCCAUUCCCAGCAAGGAAGACAGCACUAUCUACAGGCUGGCCCACCCCGAGGGAAGCCUUCCAGACCUUGCCAUGAUGAACCUGACCACCACCCUGGAGGCGUCGGAGGCCAAGCAGCUGGCCGGGCCCGAGGAGGAGAAGCCGGGGGGAUGCCUCGCAAAGGCCAAGAAGGGUGAGCUCAGCAGAGACAGUGAGGACGAGGAGGAGGAGGAGGAUGAAGAGGAGGAGACGUCAGAUCUGAGGAACAAGUGGCACCUGGUGAUGGACCGCCUCACAGUGCUGCUCCUGAAGUUCCUGGAGUGCUUCCACCGCCUGCAGACCUUCCUGUGGUGGGUCCUGGAGCUGCACGUCAUCAAGGUCGUGUCUUCCUACAUCAUCUGGGUGUCCGUGAAAGAGGUGUCUCUGUUCAACUAUGUAUUUUUGAUUUCCUGGGCUUUCGCUCUGCCGUACGCCAAGCUGCGCCGUCUGGCUUCGAGUGUCUGCACUGUCUGGACAUGCGUGAUCAUCGUCUGCAAAAUGUUGUAUCAGCUGCAAACCAUCAAGCCUGAGAACUUUUCUGUUAACUGUUCCUUGCCAAAUGAAAAUCAGACGAAUAUCCCCCUCCACCAGCUGAACAAGUCUCUGCUCUACAGCGCUCCCAUCGACCCCACAGAGUGGGUCGGCCUGAGGAAGUCGGCUCCUCUGCUCGUCUACCUGCGGAACAACCUCCUGAUGCUGGCCAUUCUGGCUUUCGUCACAAUCUACCGCCACCAGGAAUACUACCGCGGUCGAAACAACCUCACAGCCCCUGUGUCUAAAACCAUCUUCCACGACAUUACAAGGCUGCAUCUGGAUGACGGGCUUGUUAACUGUGCCAAGUAUUUCAUAAACUACUUCUUCUACAAGUUCGGGCUAGAGACCUGUUUCCUCAUGUCAGUUAACGUGAUCGGUCAGCGGAUGGACUUCUACGCCAUGAUUCACGCCUGCUGGCUGAUUGCGGUCCUGUACCGACGCCGAAGGAAGGCCAUCGCCGAGAUCUGGCCCAAAUACUGCUGCUUCCUGGCCUGCAUCCUCUCCUUCCAGUACCUGAUCUGCAUCGGCUUCCCACCCGCGCCCUGCCGAGAUUACCCCUGGAGGUUCAAGGGCGCCAGCUUCAACGACAACAUCGUGAAGUGGCUCUACUUCCCGGACUUCAUUGUGCGGCCCAACCCCGUGUUCCUCGUGUAUGACUUCAUGCUGCUUCUGUGUGCCUCCCUGCAACGGCAGAUUUUCGAGGAUGAAAACAAGGCCGCUGUGCGGAUCAUGGCAGGUGACAACGUGGAGAUCUGCAUGAACCUGGACGCGGCCUCCUUCAGCCAGCACAACCCCGUCCCCGACUUCAUUCACUGCAGGUCGUACCUGGACAUGUCCAAAGUGAUCAUCUUCAGCUACCUCUUCUGGUUCGUGCUCACCAUCAUCUUCAUCACCGGGACCACCAGGAUCAGCAUUUUCUGCAUGGGGUACCUGGUGGCCUGCUUCUACUUCCUGCUCUUCGGGGGCGAUUUGCUACUGAAACCCAUCAAGAGCAUCCUACGCUACUGGGACUGGCUGAUUGCAUACAACGUGUUUGUGAUCACGAUGAAAAACAUACUGUCAAUAGGAGCAUGUGGCUAUAUUGAAAAGUUGGUUCAGAACAGCUGCUGGUUGAUCCAAGCUUUCAGCUUGGCCUGUACCGUCAAGGGCUAUAAAAUGCCUGAUGAUGAUUCCUCAUGUAAACUACCCAGCGGGGAAGCAGGGAUUAUUUGGGACAGUAUAUGUUUUGCCUUCCUCCUGCUGCAGAGAAGAGUUUUCAUGAGCUACUAUUUCCUACAUGUCGUGGCGGAUAUAAAGGCGUCACAGAUCCUGGCAUCGAGAGGGGCUGAACUUUUCCAGGCCACUAUUGUAAAGGCUGUAAAGGCAAGAAUUGAGGAAGAGAAGAAGUCAAUGGACCAGCUGAAGAGGCAGAUGGACCGCAUCAAGGCCAGGCAACAGAAAUACAAAAAGGGUAAGGAGAGGAUGCUGAGCUUGACCCAGGAGUCAGGGGAAGGCCAAGACAUCCAAAAACUCUCUGAAGAGGAUGAUGAAAGAGAAGCAGACAAACAGAAAACCAAGGGCAAAAAAAAGCAGUGGUGGCGGCCUUGGGUUGAUCAUGCUUCCAUGGUCAGGAGUGGAGAUUAUUAUUUGUUUGAAACGGAUAGCGAAGAGGAGGAAGAGGAAGAAUUUAAAAAAGAAGAUGAGGAGCCUCCACGAAGGUCAGCGUUCCAGUUUGUUUAUCAAGCCUGGAUUACUGACCCUAAAACCGCACUCCGACAGCGGCGCAAAGAGAAAAAAAGAUCUGCAAGAGAAGAACAGAAAAGAAGGAGAAAAGGAUCUGGGGAGGGUCCUGUGGAGUGGGAAGACCGGGAGGCUGAGCCCGUCAAAAAGAAGUCUGAUGGACCAGAUAACAUCAUCAAGAGGAUAUUUAAUAUUUUGAAAUUUACGUGGGUCCUGUUUCUGGCAACUGUGGACAGUUUCACGACGUGGCUCAAUUCCAUCUCAAGGGAACACAUCGACAUAUCCACCGUCCUGAGGAUUGAGAGGUGCAUGCUGACCAGAGAAAUUAAAAAGGGUAACGUGCCGACCCGGGAGAGCAUCCAUGUGUACUACCAGAACCACAUCAUGAACCUCUCCAGAGAGUCCGGGCUGGACACCAUUGACGACGGUCCUGGUGGCGCUGCCGGAGCACAGAGCGCCCACAGGAUGGACAGCCUAGACUCACAUGACAGCAUCUCCAGCGAGCCCACGCAGUGCACCACGCUGUACUCGCGCCAGGGGACCACGGAGACCAUAGAGGAAGUGGAGGCUGAGCAGGAUGAGGAGGCGCCCACGGGCGCCCAGGACACUGAGUCCCCACAGGACCCAACAGAGGAUGGUGACAUGGAGGCCCCGCCAUCCUACAGCAAGGCAGUCAGCUUCGAGCGCCUGUCCUUCGACUCCCGGGAUGACUCGGCAGGCCAGACCCACAUGGCUGUCAGCCCUGAUGAUAGCCGCUCGGACAGGCUGGAGGCCAGCAUCCUGCCGCCCUUGACCCAUGAGCUGACGGCCAGCGAGUUGCUGCUGAACAAGAUGUUCCGCGAUGACGAGCUUGAAGAGUCGGAGAAGUUCUACGUGGGCCAGCCCCGCUUCCUGCUGCUGUUCUACGCCAUGUACAACACCCUGGUGGCCCGCUCCGAGAUGGUGUGCUACUUUGUCAUCAUCCUCAACCACAUGGUCUCCGCCUCCGUGAUCACCCUCGUGCUGCCCAUCCUGAUAUUCCUCUGGGCCAUGCUGUCCGUUCCUCGGCCCAGCAGGCGGUUCUGGAUGAUGGCCAUCGUCUACACAGAGGUGGCAAUUGUGGUCAAGUAUUUCUUCCAGUUUGGGUUCUUUCCCUGGAAUAAGAAUGUGGAGUUGUACAAAGACAAGCCGUACCACCCUCCCAAUAUCAUCGGGGUGGAGAAGAAGGAGGGCUACGUGCUCUAUGACCUCAUUCAGCUGCUGGCCCUCUUCUUCCACCGGUCCAUCCUCAAGUGCCAUGGCUUGUGGGACGAGGAUGACAUCGUGGACAGCGGCUCAGACCAGGAGGACUCGGAUGGCGAGCUGUCCGUCGGCCAGGGCAGGAGGGCCUCCUCCGACUCGCUCAAAUCCAUCAACCUGGCUGCGUCUGUGGAGUCUGUGCACGUGACCUUCCCCGAGCAGCCUGUGACCAUCAGGAGGAAACGCCCCAGCAGUGGCUCCCAGAUGUCCCAGGGGUCCAGCUUUUCCUCAGAUCGGUCCAAGAGAGGCAGCACAAGUACCCGAAACAGCAGCCAAAAGGGAAGCAGUGUUUUGAGCAUCAAGCAAAAAAGCAAACGGGAACUUUAUAUGGAAAAGCUUCAAGAACACUUAAUCAAAGCCAAGGCAUUUACCAUAAAGAAGGCCCUGCAGAUCUACGUGCCCGUCAAGCAGUUCUUCUACAACCUCAUCCACCCGGACUACAGCGCCGUGACCGAUGUGUACGUGCUCAUGUUCCUGGCUGACACCGUCGACUUCGUCAUCAUCGUCUUUGGCUUCUGGGCCUUCGGGAAACACUCAGCAGCAGCGGACAUCACGUCCUCGCUGUCCGAGGACCAGGUCCCGGGGCCGUUUCUGGUGAUGGUCCUCAUCCAGUUUGGAACCAUGGUGGUGGACCGGGCGCUGUACCUCAGGAAGACGGUGCUGGGCAAGGUCAUCUUCCAGGUCAUUCUGGUCUUCGGAAUUCACUUCUGGAUGUUCUUCAUCUUGCCUGGCGUGACCGAGAGGAAAUUUAGCCAGAACCUGGUGGCCCAGCUGUGGUACUUCGUGAAGUGCGUGUACUUCGGGCUGUCCGCCUACCAGAUCCGCUGCGGCUACCCCACGCGCGUCCUCGGAAACUUCCUCACCAAGAGCUACAACUAUGUCAACCUCUUCCUCUUUCAAGGGUUCCGCCUUGUUCCUUUUCUGACGGAGCUGAGGGCCGUGAUGGACUGGGUGUGGACAGACACGACCUUGAGCCUGUCCAGCUGGAUCUGCGUGGAGGACAUUUAUGCACACAUAUUCAUCCUAAAGUGUUGGCGGGAGUCAGAAAAAAGGUACCCGCAGCCCCGGGGGCAGAAGAAGAAGAAGGUGGUCAAGUAUGGCAUGGGUGGCAUGAUUAUCGUGCUGCUCAUCUGCAUCGUCUGGUUUCCCCUGCUCUUCAUGUCUCUCAUCAAAUCAGUCGCCGGGGUGAUCAACCAGCCCCUGGAUGUCUCGGUCACAAUUACCCUGGGCGGGUACCAGCCUAUUUUCACCAUGAGUGCCCAGCAAAGCCAGCUGAAAGUUAUGGAUCAGCCCAAGUUUAAUAAAUUUAUGAAAGCUUUUUCUAGGGACACUGGUGCUAUGCAAUUUCUGGAAAAUUAUGAAAAAGAAGACAUAACAGUAGCAGAACUGGAAGGAAACUCAAAUUCUUUGUGGACCAUCAGCCCCCCCAGUAAGCAGAAAAUGAUAAGCGAACUCAUGGACCACAAUAGUAGCUUCUCUGUUGUUUUUUCAUGGAGUAUUCAGAGAAACAUGAGUCUGGGUGCAAAAGCAGAAAUAGCAACAGAUAAGCUUUCUUUUCCUCUUAAAAAUAAUACACGGAAGAGUAUCGCUAAAAUGAUAGCUGGCAACGACAUGGAAAGUUCCACGACGCCGGUGACCAUAGAGAGGAUUUACCCGUACUACGUGAAAGCCCCCAGCGACUCAAACUCCAAGCCUAUAAAGCAACUUCUGUCUGAAAAUAAUUUCAUGAACAUCACCAUCAUUUUGUCCAGAGACAAUACGACGAAGUCGAACAGUGAGUGGUGGGUUCUCAACCUGACUGGAAAUAGAUUAUACAACCAGGAAGCCCAGGCCCUGGAGCUGGUGGUCUUCAACGACAAGGUCAGCCCCCCUAGCCUGGGGUUCCUGGCCGGCUACGGCAUUAUGGGAUUAUAUGCUUCAGUUGUCUUGGUGAUUGGGAAGUUUGUCCGUGAAUUCUUCAGUGGGAUUUCUCACUCCAUCAUGUUUGAAGAGCUUCCAAAUGUGGAUCGGAUCUUGAAGCUGUGCACAGAUAUUUUUCUAGUUCGAGAGACCGGGGAGCUGGAACUGGAGGAGGAUCUCUAUGCCAAAUUAAUAUUCCUGUACCGUUCGCCAGAAACCAUGAUCAAAUGGACCAGAGAGAAAACAAACUGACGCCCCAGGCCACAGCCUGCAAGCCAAGUUAACCCGGGGAUUUUCAAAAGAAAAAGAAAAAAAAAAGAAAAGAAAAGCACAAUAUUCUCCUAAGAGCUCAGCAUUUCUCAUCCGAUGGAAAUGGUUUCUCUCCCGACAGGUGCACAGGGCGUGGGCUUCCUUCUGCGGUCGGAGCUGCCUGGCGAGUGAAGACACUGCUAGAAAGUUCCACGUAAUUCCAUUUCUCUGAAAUCAGGGCUAUGUGCUUUAUGUUUUAGUCCACGGGGUCUUGUGUUGUGUUGGAUGGACUAUGUGCAGGGGUUGUUUAUGGGUCUCGUCCCUCAGAGAAACAGAGCAGGAGACGGAGGAGGAAGGAAAGACUUGUCCUGAGGGACAGCGCCCUCCAGAAGCGAUGCUACAAUGCAGGGCUCUCUGCGCCCCAAUACACAACAUAAUGGGGGAGGGGGCUGAUGACUUCAACGCAUAUUUCUAGGGGAAGGAUGGAGGGAGCCAGUGACCCAUGGCGAUGCCAGUGGAAGGAAAAGCCUCAUUCUAAGCAAAAAGAUAACCUUAGUGACACUCGUACUGCCUUAUCUUAACCGAAGACUAAGAAAAUCUUUCCCUUAAACACCAGUGACUUCUCAGGAAAAAAAAAAAGAAAAAAGAAAAAAAAAAAAAAAGCAGCAAAACAAAUAUAUGGACGUGGCGUUGCUGAGGCCCAGCUGGUGACUCAUUCCCAGGUGGUGGCUUUUCUGGUUCAGAGAGUUACUGCCCCACCCCCACCUCUAUGAAGCCCAGACCCCAGAGGGAGGUGACAGAUGCCACCCGGCUGGAGGGGGGGGGUCCCUUGGACUUGUCACUCUUACAACCAAGGUCUGAGCUCUCCUCCACACCCCCCCACCCCUGGCUUCCUCCCAUUUCCAUGACUCACCGCAGUGGUUUUUCCAGUAUGUGACAUUUUCUCCCUGUUUUUCAGGUAUAUCAACGAGUUUACAUAUUCCAAUCCACAUUUUUACAUCUGAGACGGGUUUUUUAAGUUCCUAAUUAUGAAAGAAAUAUGUAUAUUGCGCUUGGGGAAAUAAAAAAACGGCCUUUUCUUAAAUUAUUAUUAUUGAUCAUACCACCUCUUCAUUAAGUAGCAAUGUAGCAUGACAAAUCCAUGAUUGAAAUGUAGUUUUCAUUCCAUAUUAAAAUACAGUUUCUGAGAAGAAUCACUGAAUGGCCUAGAAUAUGUCCCAAAAAAUGAUCUUCUGUAGUUUGGGUUCAGGACUGACUUAAAAUAAAGCACAUCCUGCAAAGUCA
Sus scrofa (pig) is the source of this 9488-nucleotide messenger RNA. It is a transcript of the gene PIEZO2, whose product is annotated as piezo type mechanosensitive ion channel component 2. Lineage: Eukaryota; Metazoa; Chordata; Mammalia; Artiodactyla; Suidae. The record is from RefSeq and is a predicted model, not a curated record. Gene Ontology annotation, cellular component: membrane. Gene Ontology annotation, molecular function: mechanosensitive monoatomic ion channel activity.